Messenger RNA from Vitis vinifera (wine grape), 1317 nucleotides. RefSeq lists its product as uncharacterized. Bases 1 to 1317 code for a protein of 438 amino acids. The record is from RefSeq and is a predicted model, not a curated record. Gene Ontology annotation, molecular function: zinc ion binding; nucleic acid binding. The transcript has a single exon. Lineage: Eukaryota; Viridiplantae; Streptophyta; Magnoliopsida; Vitales; Vitaceae.
AUGCCUAGAGGAAGGGACAGAUUAACCACAAGGCCUAAACGGACAACUAGAUCAUCUCCAAUAUCUCAUGGUGAUGUAACUGAGGGAAGACUUGUAAUACAUCCAGUUGCUGGUUCAGAAUGCCAGAAUGUGAGCUUGAUUCAGGAAUUUAAAGCAUUGAAUCCUCCAAGCUUUCGGGGUGGCCCUAAUUUUCUUGAAGCUGAGAAUUGGAUGAAAGAAAUAAAGAAAAUACUGGAUGUAAUGGCAGUGCCUGAGGAAAGGAGAGUUUCUUUAGCUUCCUUCAUGUUGAGGGAUGAAGCAGACAAUUGGUGGGAUAUGAUCAAGACUACUCAGGAUGUAAAUAAAAUGGUUUGGAUGCAAUUUGAGGAGCUGCUUUUAUCUAAUUACUUUCUAGAGGCCGUUAGAAGACAGAAGAGAGCUGAAUUUAUACACUUGGUUCAAAGGAACAUGACAGUGACUGAAUAUGCAACAAAAUUUACACAACUAUCUAGAUAUGCUCCAAAUGUGGUUGCAGAUGAACAAAUGCAAGUUGAACAAUUCCAAGAGGGGUUGAGAUUGAACAUUAGAGCACAGGUUGCUCCUUUCAUGCUUCGUACUUAUAGUGAGGUUGUGGCAAGGCCUCUUGUUAUAGAAAGGGAAAUGGAGGAAGCUCAAAGGUUGAGAAGCAAAAAUUCUAGGUUUGGUGGUUCAGAAAAACGAGAACAUGAUUUCAAGCGCCUGAAAGUGACUCAUCCCCAACGACAACCCAGAAAACAAGAGCAGUAUAGUGGGGCUACAAAUUCAGCUAAGGGACCAAGGAGAUGUUAUGAAUGUGGUGAGGUGGGACAUCUGAGGAGAGAGUGCCCAAAAUUUCAACGACUUGCAUUCCAGCCAUCUCAACGACAGUUUCAGCAGAUGAACCCACGAAUUCAAGGAAGGCAACCUCAAGGGGAAGGAAACUUUAGACAAGGGAAGCCUGGAGGGAAGUCAAAGCAAGCACAACAAGGGAGAUUUUAUGCAAUAGGGUCACAAAAUGCAGAGUCAAAUGCCUUGGUGGAAGGUAUGCUCUUAUGUUUUAGCACUUGGGCACAUGUUUUAUUUGAUCCAGGAGCUACCCACUCUUUUAUUUCUGCAUCAUUUGCCUCCAUGCUAGACAUAGAAUUUGUUCCCCUACAUUGUUCAUUAUGUGUUGAGACUCCUAUGGGUGGUAAGGUGGAAACCAAGUGGGUAUGUCAUGCUUGUGUACUUUAUAUUGGGGGUCUUGAAGUUACAAUGGAUCUGGUUCUUCUUGAUAUUUCAUCGUUUGAUGUAAUUGUGGGGAUGGAUUGGCUUGCCUGA